Molecule: messenger RNA, 2717 nt
Organism: Callorhinchus milii (elephant shark)
Lineage: Eukaryota; Metazoa; Chordata; Chondrichthyes; Chimaeriformes; Callorhinchidae
Gene: riok2
Product: RIO kinase 2 (yeast)
Exons: 10
Coding region: 94-1713 (539 amino acids)
Biological process (GO): maturation of SSU-rRNA; protein phosphorylation
Cellular component (GO): preribosome, small subunit precursor; cytosol; nucleus
Molecular function (GO): ATP binding; protein serine/threonine kinase activity
Source: RefSeq, a predicted model, not a curated record
GCGGGGACUGUGGGGGGGGGUACAGUCGCGUGAGCUGAUCCGCGCGGGUUUGAACGGCCGGUGAGGUUCUGGGGACCAACGGCCGCCGGCGCCAUGGGGAAGCUCAAUGUGGUGAUCCUGAGAUACCUGACCAGAGAGGACUUCCGAGUGCUGACAGGGGUUGAAAUGGGAAUGAAGAAUCAUGAAAUUGUACCACCCAGCCUUAUUGCUUCAAUAUCCAAUCUUAAGCAUGGUGGAUGCAACAAAGUCCUACAUGAAUUGGUGAAACAUAAGCUGUUAGCCUAUGAACGAACAAAAACUGUCCAAGGUUAUCGACUGACCUGUGCAGGAUAUGAUUACCUAGCUCUGAAAACUCUUUCUUCUCGAAGCGUUAUAAAUUCUGUCGGAAACCAGAUGGGGGUUGGCAAAGAAUCUGAAAUUUACAUAGUUGCAAGUGAAGAUGAGGUACAGUAUGCUUUGAAACUACAUCGACUGGGACGUACUUCAUUUCGGAACUUGAAGAACAAGCGUGACUACCACAAACACAGGCAAAAAAUGUCAUGGCUUUAUCUCUCACGUCUUGCAGCAAUGAAAGAAUAUGCCUACAUGAAGGCAUUGUACGACCGAGGAUUCCCUGUUCCCAAGCCAGUGGACUUCAACAGACAUGCAGUAGUUAUGGAGCUCAUAAACGGCUUCCCCUUAUGCCAAGUGCACCAACUUGACAAUCCUGCAGCAACAUACAGUGAGCUCAUGGAGCUUAUUGUGAAGCUUGCUAAUCACGGUUUAAUUCACGGUGACUUCAAUGAAUUCAAUUUGAUGUUGGAUGAUAAGGACCGUGUCACAAUGAUUGACUUCCCACAGAUGGUAUCUACAUCUCACCUAAAUGCUGAAUGGUAUUUUGACAGAGACGUAAAAUGUAUCCGAGAUUUUUUCAUUAAACGCUUUCACUACGAGAGUGAACUUUUCCCAACAUUCAAGGAUGUCAGGAGAGAAUCCACUCUGGAUGUGGAGAUAGAAGUUAGUGGUUACACCAAAGAACUACAGGAAGACGAUGAAUUGCUCCAUUCUGCAGGUCCUGAAGAGGAAUAUGACGAAAGUGGACCUUCAGAAGAGGAAUUGGAUGGUGAUGAUCCUACAUUUUCAAAUAAAAAUGCUGGGAAGCAAGAUUUGCUUUCUGAAGAUGAUGCUGAUUCUGCAGCAGAGUGUAGCAUCACUAAAAAAAUGAACGAGAAGCUCAAUGAGAACAAGGAAAUAGAAAAUAUUGAUCUGAGUGAACUGAAAGAAAACAUAGAGGAGAUUGAAAGAAAGUGUGCUCAAGCAGUUAAUGCUGUUGAUGAACUCCCUGGAGAAGAAAAACUUAAAUACAAUACUCAGACAAUGGAUCAAGCAGGUCAUCAUGCUGAAGCAGCAGAAGAUAAUGAAUGCCCAGACCUAGUUGAACUCUCCACUCAGAACAAGGAUUUCAAACCUUUCAGGGAUGAACUCAGCUUGAUGCACAUUAAUGAGCAUAGACAGAGGACUACAAGUUUGAGCUCUGUGGGCAGCAUUGUGAGCACUUCAACCAUCCCUCCUGAAGUGAUUAAACAGAAGAUUAAGCAACAAAUGAGCAAACAGCAGAAAGCAGCCAACAGGCGACGUGUACAGAAGGGCGAAGCCAACAUAUAUACUAAACAACGACGAGAUAACAUGCAAAAUAUCAAAUGGAGUGUUGAAGCACAAAGUUUCUGGGGUUAGAAGGAAACUCUGGAAAUCUGAAAUCUAAGAAACUUAAUUUUUAAAGAGCUGUAAUGAAAUUGUAUUUUGGCAACAUUUUGAAAUGUGCAUUUGAAUUAAUGGCUAUUUGUAUGCCAGACUGUUUAUCUUCACCAAUACAUUUCUAUAUUUGGUCUAAACAUUGCAAAACAUUUUCUUAAUUUGUCUGAAAACUUUUUUUGCUUCUUCUAAAGGAAAAUAGUUUCUGAAGUUUUCUAGACAUUAUUUUCAUCAGAGUAGAAUCUAUCCAGAAAUAACUCUGCAGAAUAAGCCAGUGAUUGAUCUGUCUUGGUUAGACCAGGAUUAAUGGUUAGUAACUGAAAGGCAUGACCAUUAACAUGUGGAUCAUUCAGAUCAAGGUUGCAAAACAAAUUGCUUGGGAUAUGGAAAAAAAUGCUAAAAUAACAAAAUUGUAAUUAUGGACUUGGAAUAAAGAGAAGUAUAGGCAACGGGUGAAAAUAUUCUUUUGGGAUGGGGGGGCUAAAUAAAACUCAGUUAGGUCAGUCCUUUUUAAGACAGGUGAGCCAUUGCACUCGUCAGUCAAGUCAUAGGACAAUCAGAGGUGAGGAUGCCCUGACCAGCAGCCCACUGGAUUGGAAGUAGGCAGGUAUCAACGUCAAGUUGGGAAGAGGGGCAAGAUGGGGCCUGCGGAUGCUGUGGGUUAGGGCUCCUCAGAGGACUGGGAAUGGUCCUCCUUGGGGCUCAGCUUUCUCCCACCAACUCUUAAAGAGGUGAUUUUGGAGGAGAUGGGCUGAGCCCCCUCUAGCCUAGUCAUCUGGCGCCGAUGUAGAAAAGAGAUUCCAUUUAAGCACCGAUAAUCCCAGCAGUGCAAGUUUUACCAGCUUUCCUGUGGCACACCACAGUAAUCUAAAUACCAUUCUUACUAUAGGUUUACUGCAGGUGGCAAUUUAAUCAAUGUUAUUGGAGUCGGAUCAUGAGAAGAAAUUCUUUAAAAAAAAAUCAAUAAAAUUGUGUGAGGCAAGAAA